CGCCGCGGUAGAUUGCACACUGUGCACGUUAAUUAGUCUGUUUCUUUUUCAAAUUGCUUCGAUUAAUUGCUUCUCAGAUAUCGUUCCAAGAUGGCGGACACGAGGAGGUCUGGUUGCGGUGACCUGCGAACUCAGUGUUUCAUCAUCGGAUACAUGAACCUGGUGGCGGCGGUGGUCGACAUAGUGAUCCAUGUUCUGAUUACUGCUAUAGUCUCCGAUGGCUUCGAAUGUGAUAUCAAUCUGAACAGCUUGCGGGCAGUAGAAUGGCCGUGGUUGGAGCCGUUGCUGCUGCUCCUUAACCUGGGCACCCAUGGCUUCUUCCCGUUCCCCAUGACCCUGACCGCCAACAACUUCCACGAGGUCUACAUGAGCAUACCGUCGGUCCCCGUAUGCUACCCUGGCAUGCUGCAUAUCUACCUGGUGGAUGUCCUGAACUUCCUCAUCAAUGUCAUCUGGCUAAAGUUUGUCUUGUCAUUCAUCUCGGCGAUAUACAGGAGAGACCCUGAGUCCAUGAAAAUGUUCUUCUACCUGUCCGCGGUGAAGGGAGUCCUCCAACAGGUCGUGUACAUCAUGUGCCAGCCGUCCUACCAAGCCAGCUUCUCCGUCGAGACUUACUGGUUCUUGAAACUCGUCGACAUAGGCCUCGCUAUAUUGUUCCUGUACAUAAUUAACAACUAUAUCAACGUACUCUACGAAGGUCAGAGGGCAGCUGCCACCGUUGAGGAGCCCCCAUCAUAUAAUGAGUCCCUAAACGAGUCUUCGAAAGCACAGGAAGCGACUGGAAUUAACGUCACUGAUGGUGUAAAGAAAGAUCAGAAAAUCGCAUUUAUUACUGACUGUCCAACUUACGACGUUUACGUAAAGACGGAAGAGUUGAACACUCAGAGUAUUAUUAGAGGUUGAGGAAGUUGAAGUUGUGAAAAGAUAUCUCAGGGUGCACGAUAAAAUGACACUUUUCUUAUGACUAGUAGGUACCCGUAGCAUUAUUAUGGCAGGCGAGUAUCGAGCGACUCAAAGAGCGAAAUUGGCUAAAUGACAACCUUAUUCAUAACAGAUUGAGAGCUCUCAACACACCGCUUUGGCCGGCUCAAAAGGCCUUUACGUGGCCGCCAUUGCCAUUUAAGGAAUCGGGCGCAAUACGCGCGAGUCAAAAUAACUGAAGCUUCACUGA
Molecule: messenger RNA, 1171 nt
Organism: Pectinophora gossypiella (pink bollworm)
Lineage: Eukaryota; Metazoa; Arthropoda; Insecta; Lepidoptera; Gelechiidae
Exons: 6
Coding region: 91-903 (270 amino acids)
Source: RefSeq, a predicted model, not a curated record